AUGGCCGACCGUAACCUCGACCACAGAAGGGCAAACUUCAAGGGAAAGACUCAGUUCUCAGCGACUGAGUUGAGACGUAGACGCGAGGAACAGCAGGUCGAGAUUAGGAAGCAGAAGCGCGAGGAAUCCAUCGCGAAGCGCCGAAACUUCCAGCCUGGGGGAGACGACGAGGAUGGGCUCGAUUCCGAUGAGGAUACCGACCUCGGGACACAGGGUCUCGCGACGACUCUGCCGCAGAUGCUGCAGGCGGUGUAUAGCUCGAGUCAGGAGGAUCAGCUCGAGGCGACCAUGAAGUUCAGGAAGCUUCUGUCUAAGGAGAAGAACCCCCCGAUCGACAAGGUCAUCCAGUGCGGUGUCGUCCCUCGCUUUGUCGAGUUCCUUUCCAGCCAAAAUACCAUGCUUCAGUUCGAGGCAGCUUGGGCUUUGACCAACAUCGCCUCCGGUACUUCCGACCACACCCAGGUAGUCAUCCAAGCCGGUGCCGUCCCUCACUUUGUCCGCCUCCUCUCCUCGUCCGUCCUGGACGUUCGCGAGCAAGCCGUCUGGGCUCUCGGAAACAUCGCCGGUGAUUCCCCCAAGUGCAGGGACCACGUUCUCGCCUCGGGUGCGCUCCAGCCGCUCUUGGUGCUGCUCAAUGAGAACCACAAGUUGUCAAUGUUGAGGAACGCUACGUGGACGCUGAGCAACUUUUGUCGUGGCAAGAGCCCUCAGCCGGAGUGGUCCAAGAUCGCCCCCGCUCUCGGCGUCCUCGCCAAGCUCAUCUACUCGCUCGACGACGAGGUCCUCAUCGAUGCGUGCUGGGCGAUCAGCUACCUCUCGGACGGGUCGAACGACAAGAUCCAGGCUGUUAUCGAGGCCGGUGUCUGCAGGCGUCUCGUUGAUCUCUUGAUGCACCACUCGACCGCCGUUCAGACCCCCGCGCUCCGCUCCGUCGGGAACAUUGUCACUGGUGACGAUCUCCAGACCCAGGUCAUCAUCUCGUCGGGAUCUCUCCCUGCGCUUCUCAGUCUCCUGUCUUCGCCCAAGGACGGGAUCCGUAAGGAGUCAUGCUGGACCAUCUCUAACGUCACUGCUGGAUCCCCUCAACAGAUCCAGGCCGUCAUUGAUGCCAACAUUAUUCCCCCACUCAUCAACACCCUCUCGCACGGCGACUUCAAGUCCAAAAAAGAAGCCUGCUGGGCCAUCUCGAACGCAACCUCGGGCGGACUCCAAGAACCCAACCAAAUCCGCUACCUCGUCUCCCAGGGCUGUAUCAAGCCGAUGUGCGACUUGUUGCAGUCGAUGGAUAACAAGAUUAUCCAGGUUGCUUUGGAUGGUUUGGAGAACAUUUUGAAGGUGGGGGAGAUGGACAAGGAGGCGAGUGGGCCGGGCGCUGUUAAUGCCUAUGCGCAGUUUAUUGAGGAGGCGGGCGGGAUGGUUUCGAUUCACCAUUUGCAGCAUUCGGAGAAUUUGGAGAUUUACAAGAAGUGCUUCUAUAUGAUGGACAAGUUCUUCCCGGAGGAUGACGAGGAGGAGGCGGAUGGCGCAGAGGCGGCGGUAGAUGAGCAGGGACAGUAUGCUUUCCAGUCGGAUGUUGCGGCGCCUCAGGGUGGUUUCAACUUUGGCUCAUAA
This is a messenger RNA of Dioszegia hungarica, 1611 nucleotides long. Its product is annotated as importin alpha subunit. The transcript is spliced from 12 exons. NCBI's taxonomy places the organism in Eukaryota, Fungi, Basidiomycota, Tremellomycetes, Tremellales, Bulleribasidiaceae. Bases 1 to 1611 code for a protein of 536 amino acids. The record is from RefSeq and is a predicted model, not a curated record. Gene Ontology annotation, biological process: NLS-bearing protein import into nucleus. Gene Ontology annotation, molecular function: nuclear import signal receptor activity; protein binding. Gene Ontology annotation, cellular component: cytoplasm; nucleoplasm; nucleus.